ACGGCGUUCACUUAGUCGAGCAGUUUAGGCCACUAACUAGUUACCAACUAGGAGUUUCCGUCAUUAAAUUAGUCAAAAAAAUAGUAAAGGAAGGAGUAUGUACAACGCAGGCUACCAGGUGGACGUGAUCGAUCCGUACUAUCAGCCGCCCGUGGAGGUGGUGAACGUGAUUGGACCGCCGCCCCCCGUGGAGGUGAUAAUGCCCUCGCCCGUUUACAGCCAGCCGGUGGUGGUGGUGGAGCAGCCCAGCUACAAUCAGCCAGGACCUCCGCCAGGACCCAGUGACGCCGAAUGCUGCAUGCUGCUGGGAGCCUGUUGUGUCAUGGAGGAGUGUGGCCUGUGUGCCAUCAUGUAGAAUGUGCAGUUGUCAAGUGAUUGCUAUAAGAACUAUGUAAACUAAACGCUAAAUAUAGACUGAAACUAAGGAUGAC
Drosophila teissieri is the source of this 431-nucleotide messenger RNA. RefSeq lists its product as uncharacterized. Bases 98 to 355 code for a protein of 85 amino acids. NCBI's taxonomy places the organism in Eukaryota, Metazoa, Arthropoda, Insecta, Diptera, Drosophilidae. The record is from RefSeq and is a predicted model, not a curated record. The transcript has a single exon.